UAACACAUGCAUGUGUGCAGUCUUACUUGUCAUUUUACUUAGUAUGUCAGCUGCUAAUUUAGUACUGUGCACUUAUUCUUGUAUCUCCGUGAUUACCUCAUUAUCUUACUGAUCGUAUUAUGUGUGAUUAUAUUAGUAGAAUUGAAUAUUUAGUAGAUUGUAGUUUAGGUGAAUCGUGAUAAGUGUGAUUCACCCUUCAAACGAUUUUGUGGUUAUGGCUAUUUUCAUUUUCGCAGUACCAAACUUUUAGUUGAAGGCGGAAAUUACUGCAGAAUAUUUAAAAAUGUAUAGCUUCGAGGGUGAGUUUCGGCGAAGACCACAGCAAAAUUUAUCGGGUGCAAGCAGGAAACAUGAACGAAAUGAACUAUUACAAAGAGCUCAAAAUGAACGGAAUAAAAGAGAGAUUUCAGGAAUUGCGUAGAAGGUACAAUAGCACAAUCCUUAUCCAAGCAUUUGUGAGAGGCUGUUUAACUAGGCUGCAGUACAAGAAGAUACAACGAGCAGCAUUUGAUGAGACUGUGCAACAGAACAGUUAUGUUGGCCAUGCACCUGAUGAACGAACCUUGUCCUUGCUUAUUCAAAGGCUGUUGUUCUUUUAUUCUGAAGAGGAAGAUUCCAGCAGGCUUGUCUGGGUAUCUCAGCUCUUACUUAAACAACAUGAGCAAAUCAUGGUAGCAGCAGAACGUCCAGGCGACGUGUGGGCAUGGCGUUUAUGCCACCUGUUACAUAUGAAUGUUGCUCACAUGGCAGCUGCUACACAACAGCCGAACAGCAGAGAGUCAUUGGCCGUUUCUCUUCGAACUGUUGAAGUUUUCACAUCGUGGGAAACAUGCCAGCGCAUUUUGGGGGAAGCAAAGGCAAGUAUGCACCUCAUACGUCUAUUUACAUAUUUGGUGAAAAAGGGGUACUUCGAUCAAGUUCGCUGCCUCAUUGAUAACAAGGUUCCACCACUUUUGGAGCCUUCAUCUCACCCACCGACACCACUGGCUGCCUGUCUCUUUGAUAUGAUAACACGGCCACUACAGCUGAUUAUCACUUCGCCAACCAACAGCUCAGAGUUUAGUGGACUAAUUCUUCGUGGUUUGUGUCAGCAUAUCCUGGCUCCAUCGCUUACAGAACCAGUCAAACUCUUUAUUAUUCCAGCACUGGCUGACCUUGCGUACUUCCCCUUCAGAGAGCUACUGGAGACCAUAAAAUUAAAUGCCUGUUCAGUGCCUGCUUCUACAUGGCUACUCUUUACAGUGCUGGCUCUCGAACGGAAACACUUUGUUCCAGGACAGAAUGUCGGAGAUGGCCUUCUUUUAAUUUACCUGCAGAUAUUAGCAAACCUAACUGUAAAUAUCAGUAAGGUAUAUAAUGGAUCAAAUACUGGCACAAAACGCAGUGGUCAUGACACUUCUGGUGACUCGGAUGAUGACUCAGGCAAUGAAAUGGACCAUGAAGGAAGCAAUAUUGAAGAGCUUCAAAUACUGGAACAAUGCAUGGAGAUGCUGAAUGAGUCAUCACGGGUUCAAACCUUGUUGCUGGCGGUUGAUCAGUCAGAAGACCCACACGUUCUCCAGGCUUUAUGCCAAGUAUGCCAUAAUCUCCUUGUGGCACACAAGUUUGCCAUCCACAAAUAUAAGUUACUUUAUAUGCUGGCGUUUAAACCGUCAUUCUUACGACACCUGUGGACGGCCAUAUUGUCUGUAUGUCAGACAUCAUUAUUUGGAAGUGCCACACCAUUGCUUCAAGUUAUUUCAAGAGGAAUUCCAAUGUCUCCUGAAGAUAGCGAUCGUAUCGUUCCGCUGCUCGCUGUCUUCUGCUCACUUUUUAGUCUUCUUAUAGCUACACUUCAUGAUUCAGAGUUUUAUGCUGAUGAUAAUCAUGCAGGUGCACUUUUAACAACGAUGCCAUUUUCCUUAUUGUCAUUAGUUCCACUGACACUGACAUUAAAAGAAGUUUGCCUUGGGUUAGUGGAAUUGGCUUUUCCGGACUCUCGUCCAAGUGUACGGGAUGACUAUCGUACAGCAGUGCAUGGGCGAGAUCAACCGUCUACUGUCAGUAGCCAGGAGACACAGAUGUGGUCACACCUCUUCAAGGUGACUGUUGGCUUGGUACGACAGUUACAUGCUCGAGACAUUCGGCGUCCAUUCUGCCCCGAGGGUCACUGGAUUUCUAAGCAAGUGAUGUUCCCAUUAGAUAAGCCAUCAGAUUUUACACUACGCAGGCAUAGGCUUAGGAAUUAUCGCCCCUUCCAAGGGUUAAGAGCAUUCACUAGAGAAGAAUUGGAGGAAGGGCCUCCAUUGUCAACAAAGGAAGUGCGGACCAUGACGAUUUUGCGGGAACUUCCUUUCCUGGUUGCGUUCCAGGAACGUGUACUUGUCUUCCAGAGUCUGGUACUAAAAGACAAAGUGGAACACCAGGGAGAGCACAGUCAUUUCUUGCAAGGGCCAAAUAUACAGGUGGCUGUGAGACGGAACUACCUGUAUGAGGAUGCCUUUGACAGGCUUUCUCCAGAGAAUGAACCUGAGCUGAGACUGAAGAUGAGAGUCCAACUGGUGAACGUAGUUGGGAUGGAUGAAGCCGGUGUCGAUGGAGGGGGAGUUUUUCGGGAGUUUCUGUCCGAGCUGCUGAAAACAGCUUUUGACCCCAAUAGGGGUUUCUUCCGUUUGACAAAAGACAAUCAACUUUAUCCAAAUCCUAAUGUUCACCUGCUUGUAGAAGACUUUCCAAGACAUUAUUUUUUCAUAGGAAGAAUUCUGGGAAAGGCAUUAUAUGAAAACCUCCUUGUUGAGCUUCCGUUGGCAGAGUUUUUCCUCUCCAAGUUGGUUGGCCGACACUCAGAUGUCGACGUUCACCACUUGGCUUCGCUCGACCCCAUAAUGUAUCGCAAUCUCCUGUUUCUCAAGAGUUACGAAGGGGAUGUCACUGACCUUGGCCUAGAUUUCACUGUACUCAAUGAUGAACUUGGUGAAACAAGGACUGAUGAGCUGAAACCGGGGGGAUCCAAUAUUCCCGUCACGACUUCCAAUCGCAUUGAGUACAUCCACCUUAUGGCUGAUUAUAAACUUAAUAAACAAAUCCGAGCGCAGUGCUCUGCAUUCAAACAGGGUUUGGCAAAUGUCAUUCCUCUGGACUGGCUGCAGAUGUUCAACAACAAGGAACUACAGGUUCUAAUAUCAGGGGCCCAGAUUCCAGUGGAUGUAGAGGACUUAAAACAGCACACAAACUAUACAGGGGGCUAUGCAUCAGACCAUCCCACUAUCCGUCUGUUCUGGAAAGUUGUGGAGAAUUUUACAGACCUCCAGCGACGGCAGCUCCUUAAGUUUGUCACUAGUUGCUCUAGACCACCACUGCUUGGAUUUAAGGAACUGGAUCCUCCUUUCUGUAUUCAGCAUGCAGGAUCAAUAGAUCGCUUGCCAACAGCCAGUACUUGCAUGAACCUGCUCAAACUGCCAGAGUUUGCGGAGGAAGUCAUUCUCAAAGACAAACUGCUGUAUGCUAUUCAGGCCGGUGCUGGUUUCGAACUGAGCUAAGUAUCGCAGGUCCACGUAGAGUACCAAAGUCUGCUUUCUGCUGCUUUGUACGCAAGUACAGAUGAAAAAUGGGUGAGAACUUGGAGUAAAGUCUUUAUAACAAGAACUUUCUUAUAAUUUAUAUUACUGUAUAAUACAAUACAGCAUAACGCAAUGAGGGAAUGAAAAAGGAAUUAUUGGUGAGAAUUCUUACAAGAUAUUUUAUUGUAUCUUCAGUGUUCAUAUAAAGUAACUCGGUCUUUUGAUGUUUUAA
Zootermopsis nevadensis is the source of this 3771-nucleotide messenger RNA. RefSeq names its product ubiquitin-protein ligase E3C. Lineage: Eukaryota; Metazoa; Arthropoda; Insecta; Blattodea; Termopsidae. Gene Ontology annotation, biological process: ubiquitin-dependent protein catabolic process; protein polyubiquitination. The record is from RefSeq and is a predicted model, not a curated record. Gene Ontology annotation, molecular function: ubiquitin protein ligase activity.